GAAGAUCUGCAGGUGACGUGGCUUCUUCGCUAUCUCUACAUAACUAUCCAAACCUCACCAUUUCAAUAUCCCCUUUUGCACUUUUUUAAUCUUUCCUCUCUUCUGGUUUUGCCUUCGCUAUCGUGAGCUUCAGCUUUCAUCAAUCUCAUCCCUCCAUCCCCCACCAUUUUCGAUCAACGCGGUGCAUUUUAGCCUCAGAAGCUGAUCGAGCUAAGAUAUUUGUUUUUCCGAAAAGAAGAAAAAAUUUAGAAAAAAAUUACAAAAACACAGAGACAGCAAAAGCUUCGUAGAUUUUUAUCUUCUUUUGCCUUCGCUUGCGGCUCGCCGUAAACCCCCGGAAGAAUACACAUCCAGACGUCUGCUAACAUGCGCUUUCUCCGGUGAAGCGGGUUUUUUUUUUUUUUUUUUAAACUUUUUUAUUCAUUUCUGGUUGUCACGUUUGAUCUUCGCCUCUCCGACCUCCCGGAAGCAUUAGUUUGCCCUUUGCGGAGGAGUGUAAUUUGUACAACUUAAAGCGAUUGAUAACCGGUUGCACAGUCUCAUGAGCUUUUAACAGAUGGUUUCUUUUUGGUUUGAUUCUGGUGUGGUGGGUGUUUAAUGAGAUGGGUGAUCUUCUGAUUCGUGAAUGAAGUCGGUGAUCGAAACCCUAACCCUAAUUUGGAUUCUGUGGGAAGGUUGAAGAAACUGCGGAUGGAACUUCUCUAGAAGGGAAUCGCGUUUUGUAUAGGUCCUGGUUCAUCGGUUAUGGAUUGCAAGGAGCUCAAUUUGAACGAAGAUUGUGGUGCCUGUGGUAGCGGGGUAAAAAAUGGAGGAGAUGCGUUUAUAGACAGGAGCAAAGUGAGGAUUUUGCUGUGCGAUAAUGAUUCAAAAAGUUCAGAAGAGGUUUUCAAGCUUCUUUUGAAAUGUUCCUACCAGGUCAUUUCCGUGAGCUCAGCUAGACAGGUCAUCGAUGCUUUGAAUGCGGAGGGACCUGAAAUUGAUAUUAUACUCUCAGAAGUUGACCUGCCAAUGGCCAAAGGUAUGAAAAUGUUGAAGUAUAUCACCCGGGAUAAAGAGCUCCGGCGCAUUCCUGUUAUCAUGAUGUCAACACAAGAUGAAGUCCCUAUUGUCGUUAAGUGCUUGAGGCUUGGAGCAGCCGACUAUCUUGUAAAGCCUUUACGGACAAAUGAGCUAUUAAACUUGUGGACGCAUAUGUGGAGAAGAAGACGCAUGCUUGGACUGGCAGAAAAAAACAUUUUGAACUAUGAAUUUGAUUUGGUGGCAUCAGACCCAAGUGAUGCCAACACAAAUAGUACUACUUUGUUCUCGGAUGACACUGAUGACAAGUCACGUAGGAGCACAAAUCCAGAGAUGGGAGUUGCAACACUCCAGGAAGAUGAGUCUGGUAUUGCUGCCGCACUGGUAGAACCUCCUGCUGUUCAUACAGUGGAACAUCAGCCAGAUGUACCUGGAAUUAGCGAGCGCCGAAUCGGGCAAACAUCCUCAUGCCCCAGAAAGAGUGAACUAAAGAUUGGGGAAUCAUCCGCAUUCUUUACGUAUGUCAAAUCAAGAAGUGUGAAGACUAAGGCAGUAGACGUUGAGGACAAUGGCAAACGACUUUGGCUGGAUGAAAAUCAUCAAGAAAAAACUGGUCAGCCUGUAGUUCGUCUUCCCCCAAUACCAGAAAGUGUGGAGGCCCUGGAAAGCCAUUCACAAGGAGACGAAAUCCCAAGUAGUACUAGUUUUCCUGAUUCUUUUUCUGUGGAGAGAUCUUGUACGCCACCUGCUGGCUCAGGAGUUCACAAGGAAAGGAGCUUCAAUGAAGAAAAUUGCUCUCAAGUGCAUGUGCAACCGCCAAAUGGAUCUCAACUUGAUAUUUCAGGCCUACCUGUGCAAACACAAACUGCUUAUCCUUUCUAUACGCCAGAAGGUAUGAUGUCGGCGCAACUGUACCACAAGAACUUGCACGAUAUGCAUAAUCAUGCGGCAAUGAUGUCACAGUACGGUCAUUUUCAUCAUUGCCCUCCCAAUGUAAGUGGGGUGGCAUCUUAUCCUUAUUACCCCAUGAAUAUAUGUUUACAACCUGGUCAAAUGCCCGCUGCUAAUAAUACUCAUUCAUGGCCAUCUUUUGGAAAUGCAUUGUCCAAUGAAGCGAAAUCAAACAAAUUUGAUAGAAGAGAGGCAGCACUGAUUAAAUUUAGGCAGAAAAGGAAAGAGCGGUGUUUUGAUAAGAAGAUUAGGUAUGUUAAUAGGAAGCGACUUGCAGAAAGGAGGCCCCGUGUGCGGGGUCAGUUUGUGAGAAAGGUAAAUGGUGUCAAUGUAGAUCUUAAUGGACAACCUGCAUCUGCUGAUGAUGUCGAGGAUGAAGACGAGGAGGAGCAACUAUCAAGGGAUUUCUCUCAUGAGGAUGAUGGUUUAGGAUAUUAGAAAAGAUAUGCUGACCAAGUGACCAAGGAAAUUCAUUUGGUGGAAUGGUUGAGUGGCCUUAAUAUCCCUGGAAGACCUGAAAUUUAUGCUCUUAAAGUUUUAUGAAUAUUACUCGUUCCUGUAUGGUUUACGAUGGAAUAUUUAUGAAGAAUGCGUAACCACUUUAAUCCAGGGAAGCAAGCAAGUGCGCAUGUUUACUGCAUGCACUCAUUGUUGGCAGGAGAUCCAAUUCUGCUGUUACUACAUGAUCAUUUGCUUGCACCAGGUCCUAGUAGCCCUAUGGUAACUGGUGUCUGGAAGCUGCAUCUCUUGAGAUUAAUUUUACCCGGUCUUGCUGCUCAUGCAGUUCCUAAGCAGGGGGGGUCUUGAUGCCCAAAGUACACGUGCCUCAAUAUCAUCUCCCUGGUAAAACUGAAAUGGGUCGAAUCAAUCAAUAGAGAAUUUGACCUACACUGGACAUUUGCAGAGAAGAAUAGCUUGUUGGAAAUUCGUCCAAAUGAAGCCUAGAUCUUGCCUUACCCCCAAUCCCAACUUAUGUGGUUUGUGAAAGAUGGACCAAUUUUAUCCAAACUGUGAACUAUUUUUCAUGUGAUUUGUCUGAUAAGCCGAUGAAAGAUGUGUUCAUAAAAUUAUUUGUUAAGGCUGUGGGAACUUGAUUCUGUAGUUCCAGAGCACAGCCAGCAACUUGAAUUGUAAAGUCCCAUAUUUGUUUGGGAUGCUAUUGUUUUACUGGAGGAAAUGUGAACCUGCAUUUACGUUUCAAUAAGGUUGCACUGGAUCA
Messenger RNA from Cucurbita maxima (winter squash), 3187 nucleotides. Its product is annotated as two-component response regulator-like APRR1. Gene Ontology annotation, biological process: phosphorelay signal transduction system; regulation of DNA-templated transcription; cytokinin-activated signaling pathway. The record is from RefSeq and is a predicted model, not a curated record. Gene Ontology annotation, molecular function: DNA-binding transcription factor activity; protein binding. NCBI's taxonomy places the organism in Eukaryota, Viridiplantae, Streptophyta, Magnoliopsida, Cucurbitales, Cucurbitaceae. The transcript has 7 exons. Bases 745 to 2406 code for a protein of 553 amino acids.